Molecule: messenger RNA, 1690 nt
Organism: Ailuropoda melanoleuca (giant panda)
Lineage: Eukaryota; Metazoa; Chordata; Mammalia; Carnivora; Ursidae
Gene: TBX4
Product: T-box transcription factor 4
Biological process (GO): cell fate specification; regulation of transcription by RNA polymerase II; positive regulation of DNA-templated transcription
Cellular component (GO): nucleus; chromatin
Molecular function (GO): RNA polymerase II cis-regulatory region sequence-specific DNA binding; DNA-binding transcription factor activity, RNA polymerase II-specific
Source: RefSeq, a predicted model, not a curated record
AUGCUGCAGGAUAAGGGCCUGUCGGAGAGCGAGGAGGCCUUCCGGGCCCCGGGCUCGGCUCUCGGCGAGGCCAGCGCUUCCAACGCCGCCAACGCCCCCGAGCCCGCGCUGGCUGCGCCGGGCCUCAGCGGAGCCGCGCUCGGCAGCCCCGGCCCCGGCGCCGACACCGCCGCCGCCGCCGAGCAGACCAUCGAGAACAUCAAGGUGGGCCUGCACGAGAAGGAGCUCUGGAAGAAGUUCCACGAGGCGGGCACCGAGAUGAUCAUCACGAAGGCGGGCAGGAGGAUGUUCCCCAGCUACAAGGUGAAAGUCACAGGCAUGAACCCUAAGACCAAGUACAUCCUGCUGAUUGACAUCGUCCCUGCGGAUGACCACCGCUACAAGUUCUGUGACAACAAAUGGAUGGUGGCAGGGAAGGCGGAGCCCGCCAUGCCAGGAAGGCUCUAUGUCCACCCCGAUUCUCCUGCCACUGGGGCCCACUGGAUGCGGCAGCUGGUCUCCUUCCAGAAGCUGAAGCUUACAAACAACCACCUGGACCCCUUCGGCCAUAUCAUCCUCAACUCCAUGCACAAGUACCAGCCACGGCUGCACAUUGUGAAGGCUGAUGAGAACAAUGCUUUUGGUUCCAAAAACACAGCCUUCUGCACCCAUGUGUUCCCGGAGACUUCCUUCAUCUCCGUGACCUCCUACCAGAAUCACAAGAUCACACAGCUGAAAAUUGAGAACAACCCUUUUGCCAAGGGAUUCCGGGGCAGUGACGACAGUGACCUGCGUGUGGCCCACCUCUCCAGCAAAGAGUAUCCUGUGAUCUCCAAAAGCAUCAUGAGGCAGAGGCUCGUCUCCACCCAGCUCUCAGCCAAGCCCGACGUCAGCCCCCUGCACGGUGCCCACCAGGCGCUCCAGCACUACCAGUAUGAGAACGGGGCUCACAUGCAGUUUGCUGCGGCAGAGUCCCAGGAUCUUCCCCUCAACACCUUCCCGGCCCAGAGGGACUCCAGCCUCUUCUAUCACUGCCUGAAAAGACGAGCAGACAGUGCCCGCCAUCUGGACUUACCCUGCAAGCGAUCCUAUCUGGAAGCGCCCCCUGCGGUGGGAGAGGAUCAUUAUUUCCGUUCUCCCCCUCCCUACGACCAACAGAUGCUGAGCCCCUCCUAUUGCAGUGAGGUGACCCCAAGAGAAGCCUGUAUGUACUCAGGUUCGGGGCCCGAGAUUGCCGGGGUGUCCGGGGUGGACGACUUGCCUCCACCCCCCCUGAGCUGUAACAUGUGGACGUCAGUCUCCCCGUACACAAGCUACAGUGUUCAGACAAUGGAGACUGUGCCUUACCAGUCCUUCCCCACGCACUUCACCACCACCGCUGUGAUGCCUCGGCUGCCCGCUCUCUCGGCUCAGGGCUCCCAGCCGCCGGGAAACACCCACUUCGGCGUCUACAAUCAGCUCUCGCAGUCUCAGGUCCGGGAGCGGGGGCCCACCGCCUCCUUCCCCAGGGAGCGCGGCCUCCCCGCCGUGUGCGAGAGGAAGCCUCCCUCUCCACACCUGAAUGCUGCCAAUGAGUUUCUCUACUCUCAGAGCUUCUCCCUGUCCCGGGAAGCUUCCUUACAGUAUCAUUCAGGGAUGGGAACUGUAGACAACUGGACUGACGGAUGACUCCCCUGUCCGUCGACAGCCCCAGGACCAUGUUAAUCCAGUG